CUGGUCAAAAACCAUUCAGUUUUUGUAUUGGAUUCGCAAGGCAUCGACGGCCCAAGUCGCGGAGGCCCUGGCUCCUCUUGACCGCCAUUAUCACUGCCGUUGACAGUGAUGGAUUCUAUCAAUAAUUUCUUUCCAAAAUGAACAGAAAGGAAAUUUUACAGUGAACUUCAGUCGGACACGCAAGUGCAUCAGCCGCCGGCAGCUGCGUUCAUGGAUUUUAUCAUCGUUCAUGGUCAAAACUCUCUCUCCCUCCCCCCUCUCUCUCUCUUUCUCUCUCUCCAAAGUAUAUAGUUCGGGCACUGCUCGCUCCCUGUUCUCAUAAACCAUUUACUCGGCAGGAAUCUAGCAGCCGUAUUACAGAGUUCACAUGGCUUCCUUUCAUCCAACCCUGAUUAUCUCCUUAGCGCUCUGCUGGUACUUGUUGUUGGCCACGCUCAUCCUUCAAAGCAGCAUUUGCCAAUCAGCAGGCACCACCAUGAAUCCGAGCAACGUCACUGAUGAAUCCGCCUUGCUUUCCUUCAAGUCUAAAGUCACUCACGAUCCCUAUGCUGUCUUGUCGAGCUGGACUCCUAACGUCUCCUUCUGCGCAUGGACGGGAGUCUGGUGCAGUAGACGUAGGCAACGAGUCGUAGAACUGAACCUGACCGGGAUGGCCCUCGAAGGUACUCUCUCUCCGGACAUCGCCAACCUCUCCUUCCUGCAAGUUCUAUCUCUCAGGAACAACUCCUUCCGCGGCGACCUUCUUUCCGUCGACUUCGACCGCUUGUUUCGCCUGAGAGUUCUCCGUCUGUCACUCAACGAACUGGAAGGGACCAUUCCCCAGAGCUUGGGCCGUUGCUCCAGUCUAGAAAGCCUGAUUCUCUCCUACAACAAGUUCACAGGCAGCAUCCCCCCCUGGUUAGGGGGUCUACCAAACCUGAAGACUUUGUCCCUCGGUUAUAACCUGCUUGGUGGCACCAUCCCUCCGGCCUUGGGGAACCUUUCGAAGCUUGAAUAUCUUCAUUUGACUCAAAACAAUUUGGCCGGAAACAUACCAGGCGCUCUCGGAGAGCUGUCGAAUCUCAACUUCCUGUCGAUCGGUCUCAAUAAGCUCACCGGCGCCAUCCCCCGGACGCUAGGAAACCUUUCAGCGCUUCAAACGCUUGAGUUGUACCAGAACGGCCUAUCAGGGGAGAUACCAUAUGAGUUGGGAAGCAUUUCCGGCCUGCAGAUCCUGAAUCUUGGGUGGAACUUUUAUGAGUCCACUGUUCCAUCCUCUAUCUUUAACAUCUCUUCUCUUCAAUCUCUAACCUUAACAUACAGUCGCCUGUUCGGGCAGCUCCCGGCCAACAUCGGCCAGACACUCCCAAAUCUUGAAGAACUCGUCCUGCCCACCAAUAAUUUCAGCGGCCGUCUGCCUGCCUCCCUCGCCAAUGCUUCCAUGCUCAGAACGAUCGAGGUAGGAGUCAACAACUUCGACGGCCCGAUGCCAAUGGAGUUGGGCAACUUGCCAAACCUCGAAACACUGAAAAUCUGGCAAACCAACGUGACCAACGCGCCUGGUGACCCGGAGCUUUCCUUCCUUAACUCUUUAACCAAGUGCAGAAUUCUUAAGGUCCUCAUUCUCUCUCAGAACCGAUUACGAGGCACCCUUCCAGCUUCGAUCGGCAAUCUAUCGACCAACCUCCGAGAACUCCAUCUGGCUGAGAACCAGAUUCAAGGUAGAAUCCCUUCCGAAAUAGUGAACCUGACGAACUUGACCAUCUUGUCCAUGGGCGGCAACAACUUCAAUGGCGUCAUUCCUGAAAACAUCGGGCAGCUGAGGAACCUGCAGAAACUAUCCUUUUACGGUAACAUGCUUGAGGGAUCGAUCCCGAACCAACUUUAUAGUUUGGAAAACUUGGGCGAGUUGUACCUUUACCGAAAUCAAUUUUCUGGAUCGAUAUCAGAUGCAGUACAAAAUCUCACAAACCUCGCGGUGUUAUAUCUCCAGUCCAACAACCUAUCAUCUGCCUUCCCAUCUGGACUUUGGAGAUUGGAGAACCUACGUCUUGUCGAUCUGUCACAGAACUUUUUAAUUGGGUCACUACCAACUGAUGUUGUGCGCAGCUCAGCCUCACUCAGCUGUCUAGAUCUAUCAGCUAACAAGCUAUCAGGGAGCCUGCCCGGUGAACUGUCAAAGUUGCAGAUGCUUCAGACCCUCAACUUCUCAUGGAACUCCUUCCAAGGCCUAAUUCCACCCACUUUUGGUAGUUUGGUAGCCAUUGAAACCAUAGACCUCUCCCAUAAUUCCAUCGAUGGCACAAUUCCGGAGUCACUGGCAUCACUUAAAAAUCUCCAUUUCUUGGACCUUUCUUUCAACCAAUUGGAAGGGGAAAUACCAAACCAUGGUAUAUUUACGAAGCUGAACGCCGACUCAUUUAAGGGAAACCCUGCUCUUUGUGGAGCACCAAUGUUCCAAGUACGUCUUUGCCCAACAAGAUCAAAUCGAAAGACAAAAGCCCGCACCAUUGUUGCAUGCAUUGUUGCAGGAAUCUUAGUAGGAACCAUUUCGUGCGUAUUGUCUCUAAUAUUGUGUCGUAGAAAGAGGACGAAAACGCGGGUUCCUGAAGACGAUUCACCAAGAAUCGAGCGUCCGAUCGUCUCCUACCUCGAGCUAUCACGUGCUACUGAGAGCUUCAGCGAGAAAAACCUGCUCGGCAGCGGCAGCUUCGGCUCGGUGUACAGAGGAACCCUUCACGAUGGAACGGUUGUUGCGGUGAAGGUUUUGAAUAUGCACGUAGAGGGAGCAAACAAGACUUUCGAUGCAGAAUGCGAGGUUCUCCGCAAGGUGAAACACAGAAAUCUGGUGAAGAUCAUAACUGCGUGUACCAAUCUCGAAUUCAGGGCUUUGGUUUUCGAGUACAUGCCCAACGGGAACCUGGACGAAUGGCUGUUCUCCGGUGGCGGCCACCGACGUUUGAAUCUCCUUGAGAGAGUGGAUAUCAUGGUCGACGUAGCGUGCGCGCUAGAAUAUCUGCAUCACGACCAUCCGGAGCCGAUCGUUCACUGCGAUUUAAAGCCGAACAACAUCCUUUUAGACGAUAACAUGACGGCACACGUUGCAGACUUUGGAAUCGCGAAGAUGCUGUUGGGGAACAAGUCUUCGACUCUCACCUCUGUUCUUGGCACCAUGGGCUAUAUCGCACCAGAGUUCGGGUUGGCCGGGAAAGUGACAACCAAAGUGGAUGUCUAUAGCUACGGCAUCUUGCUGCUGGAGACUUUCACAGGAAAGAGGCCAACCGAUGCCAUGUUCGGUGGAGAUUUAAGCCUGCGUCAAUGGGUGGCGGCGGCUUUAACAAGAGCAAUAUCCAACGUAGUGGACGACUCUCUUCUUCUUCUUCAUCAUGAUGCACUGACCAACAGUACCAGUGAUGAGCAGAGAUCAGGGACGGAUGAUUCGAUGGCGCUCCAUGAAAUCCUUGUGCCGAUCAUGGAGAUAGGGUUAUCGUGUUCGAAGGAAACUCCAGAAGAUAGGAUGACCAUGCGAGAAGUGGUAGCAAGUUUGAAGAAAGUAAGAGGUAAGAUGCAAGAUCUGCGAGUGUUUCCAAGCACAAGUGCUACCGCCGUUUGAAUAUUUGAAGCUCUGAAAAGCAGAGUGGUUGGUGCGGAAAGGCAUAAAACAGGAAUACUAAGAAAUAAUCUAAGGUGGCCGGGAUAAUUCCUGAACUACGGAAGGCCAUGUGGACCUUUCCAUAGAUUGGCGCUGUGAUUCAUAUAGCAAUCUCAAAAUAAAUGUCUCUCCUUGUAUGUUAAGAAGCAGGGAACUGAAAUCUGAUGCUGCCACACAUUGCCGGAUUACAAAAAUAUUUAAGAACUGUCACUAAAAACACUACUUAUCAGAUGUUUUGGCAACAUUUGUUGGUACAGUGACAGUUUAUGGUACUUGGAUAACAAUUUAUGUGUGGUUUGUUUGGAUGGAGGGAAAGAAAACAAGAGGAAUAAAAGAGAUUAUUAUAA
This is a messenger RNA of Nymphaea colorata (pocket water lily), 3978 nucleotides long. RefSeq names its product receptor kinase-like protein Xa21. The transcript is spliced from 2 exons. Gene Ontology annotation, molecular function: ATP binding; protein kinase activity; protein binding. The record is from RefSeq and is a predicted model, not a curated record. The coding region runs from base 368 to 3592 and encodes 1074 amino acids. Lineage: Eukaryota; Viridiplantae; Streptophyta; Magnoliopsida; Nymphaeales; Nymphaeaceae. Gene Ontology annotation, cellular component: plasma membrane. Gene Ontology annotation, biological process: protein phosphorylation.